AUUGGGAACAUUUUGUAAAAUGUCGGAGAAAGAAUACCGGGGCAAUUUAGAAAUGCUAUCAGAAUAAAAAUAAACUGAACUGGAGUUGUUAUUAAAAAUUACAUUAAGUGUAUAAAUCGGCAGUGUUUUAAUUACUGAAUAAAGUAAAAAUAUGUCUGCUCUUCAGAAGACGAUAAUGAAAAACAAAUUGCCGCCAAGAUGCCCUAGAACUUCUGGCGUAUCGAAGCUCGCGCCAUUCGGCGCAGGUCGUCGUAAGGACUACACGCCAGUACCCUGGAAGGAGUAUUUUGAGAAGACAGUAGAUGUGGAGACUGAUGGAGGAACUUUCAAGGUGUACCUGUCUCCGGAACCUGAUCAUCAGGACAGGCCCAGGAUAGUGACGUUACAUGGAGGCGGUUAUUCGGGACUUAGUUGGGCUUUGUUCACUGAGGAGAUAACGAGCAUGAUACACUGUCAGGUGGUAUCAAUAGACAUAAGAGGCCAUGGGGAAACUAAGGUGGAGAAUCCUGAUGACCUCAGCAUUGAAACUCUUGUGCAUGACGUAGAACAAGUGCUGCACAAGUUGUUCAGCGAGGGCAUUCCGUCACUGGUGCUGGUGGGGCACUCGAUGGGCGGCGCCGUCGCCGUUCGCGUGGCGCAGCGGCCCUCGCUCGAGCACUGCAUACAUGGCAUCGCUGUUAUUGACGUAGUGGAAGGCACUGCAAUGGAUGCCCUUGCCAGCAUGCAGAGCUUCUUACGGAGUAGACCGACUCAUUUCAAGAGUAUUGAACAUGCUAUAGAGUGGUGCGUCCGAAGUGGCCAGGUUCGCAAUGUUGAUUCAGCGAGAGUAUCAAUGCCCAGUCAAAUUGUGAACUGUGAAACAGGCCUCCUAGCUACAAACGAAGUAGAGACAUACACUCGAGUGUCGGACUCCGCCCCCGAGCCCGCCAGACACGCGGCGCUGCCCGACCGCAUCGCUGAGGAGGAUGGCGAGGAUGUAGCGGAGCCCGAGCCUGAGCCAGAGCCCCAGGCCUUCGCCCGCCCUACAGCAGUUGGGGACGGCGCUAGUACUAUGAAGUACAAAUGGCGUAUCGACCUAUCUAAGACAGAGCGUCACUGGGCGGGCUGGUUCCGCGGACUGUCGGCCGCCUUCCUCUCCCUGCGGCCGCCGCGGCUGCUGCUGCUGGCCUCUAUAGACGGCCUCGACAGGGAACUGACUGUCGGACAGAUGCAGGGUAAAUUCCAAAUGCAAGUGCUGACGCGAUGCGGUCACGCCGUACAUGAAGAUACGCCGGGAGAGGUAGCGCGAGUGGUGGCAGCCUUCGCUUUGCGUCACCGCCUCACGUCGGCCACCGAGGCCGGCGAACAGAUGCAGCUCGUGCAUGCCAUGCCGGGAUGCUGAACUGUAUUUAUAUUUACGAAAAGCUCAAUAUAACUUGAUGUUACAAAACUUGCAAAAGAUGUUCAAUGACAGCCGGAACCUACAGUUAACGUGUCCUCCGAAACGCUGUCAUUGGUGUCCUAGACUUACAAACAUAGAAAGUACAUACAAACUUCGAAAAGUUGACCUGGGGAUCAAGCAAGAACCAAUUCCGAUGGAAAUUUAUUCCAAUCGAACCCACUUGAUUUUUUAUUUGAUUUAAUUGAAGAGAUUUUUUUACCCACUAGGCCACCGAAAAUCUGAAUCAAGGUUUAAAAAACUGUAAAUCAAGUUAUAUUGAGCAACUAGAUGCUCACUAAUAACGACAACUGACCAAACGUAAAAAUGUUAAUAUUCUACAGAGAAUUCUACUAAAGCUUAUAUAAAUUAGCUUAAAAUAAAGGUUGUGUUUCAUGUUUUAAUUUUGGUGGUAACCAUGCUUGAUGAUUAAUCACCAGAUGUUAUAUGGAAUCUAAGUUAGAUAAGUUGGUUGUGUAUUGAAUAUUUUAGGCAGAAAGUUUCCUAUUGAUUUCUUAAUAAGCAAUAUUAAUGCAACUUUGCAACUGUAGAUUCUAUCAUGGGAAAAUAUGUAUGCAACAUAUAUAUUUUUAGAUUGCAUGCACUACCUAUAAAAUGUACUAAACUGAGCAAUCUGAGAUAAGCAAUAGUAAAAAAAAAAUACUAUAGUAGAUGAGGACCUCCUUUGGGCAGUCGGUUAAAGAAAUGAUUUGAUCUAUUUCUCUAUGUCGUACUUUAAGCAAUGUUAAUAUUUUGCAGCUAACUAAAUGUGUCUUUCUUAAUGGUUGUAAUUUAAAGCAUAUACUAGAAUUCUCUGUAAAAUAAGAAAAUAACAAAAAUCUUUUGAAAUAAGUCUGAAAACGGAAGUACUUACAAUUUAUUGUGAGUAUCCAAGAAUGAUUCCAACAUUAUCAUGCACUUUGACCGGGUAGGGUUCGAUAAUGGCCAAGUCCGAGUCGGUUAAAGUGCAGAAUAUAUAAGGUCGCGUUUAUAUUGGUACAAGUAGAAGUAGCACAAAUCUGGCGUAUUUAUUAUAUUAGCACUGGCUUUUUAGAAAUAUUCUAAUGUGUAAAAUGUCGGCCGAGCUUAAAUACAUAAUAUGUAUAUCUUUUCAUUCUAAAAAUGUAAUAGUUUGACAACUUUUUUUUGUACUUUCAAGUAGAAUAAUGUAAGUAAAAUGUAUAUUUAACAUUUAAUUAGUAAAUUAAUGUUUACCAAUGUGGACGCGACCACAAAACUAUUUAUGAAUGAACGAAAAUAUUUUUAGAAGCAAGUUCAAAAUUUUUAAUAAUCCUUGUAAUAUUAAGCUUCUGCUCACAGUGAGUUUUUAUUUUAAUUUAGUUGUUAAAGUUAUUAAUUUUAAUUUGCGAAAUUACGUAAUUUUUUAAGUGAUAUUUUCUCAUUUCAAUAAUUCAGACCUUCUAUCAUAAAUGUAAUGUUUUGUUAAAAAGCAACAUAUUUAUUUUUAAAUACUAAACGAAAGGCUUAUUGAUUGAUUCAAAGGCUAAUUAGUUAAUGUUAAGAAUAACCAGUAGAUUUGUCAAAUUUUUUGUUUACUUUAUGGCGGGCAAUAUAAUAUCUGAAAGAACACAUAGUUUAUACAAAAAUAUGUAUUGUACUAUGUUGAAUGUGAUACGUUAUAUAACGGUCUAAAAGUUAAAAAGAGUUCCUUUAAUCAUUUCAUUAUUUUCAUUUCGUAACAUCGAUCUCAACAUCAGAAAUAGCUCAUGUUUUGAUCUAAAGGUCAGAAAGUAGUUGAUAUGUUCAGUACCUCUACCAUGAAAAAACAAUAAUAGGUUACCUAUGUUAUGCUAGAUUUAUGAGUACGUAUAUUUUUAGUAUGACCAAUUUUAGUUCCGUAAGUGAACGCUAUAGGCGCUGUAAAAUGAGCCAUACAAAAAAGAACCAUGCGUCAAUUUGUACCCAUUUUUUAACAUUGCUCAACAGUGAUGGAACUUAAAGCUCUUGACACUUGAGCACUUUUUCAUUCUAUGGCAACCAAAUUCCAAUCGAUUGCGAACAUCCCUAUAUGGUAUUAUCGUCUCGUCAGGAGCUUUCAUGGUUUCAUCUCAUGGUAUAGGUACGGUAAUACGUAAAGCCUAGCAGGCAAGUAGUAUUUUCAUAGUAUUAAACUCUUUCCAACUACUCACUAUGAAGGUACCUUUAGUGCCUUUGUAAUUAUUUUUGUGUUGUUCUCGAAUUAUUUAAUUUAUUUUUUAGUUAUAAGUGCCAUCACACGGUUUUAUUAAGUUUUCUUGUUUACAAUAAACACUGAAUAAUCGCGAUUUAAUGUGAUCGUGUAAAGGAUUUCACUUAUUUCUCAAUUUGUAUAGAAUUGUACAGAUGCUAUUUGAUGUUUAAUAUGAAAUAAAGAUAUAUUUAAUUCA
Messenger RNA from Helicoverpa armigera (cotton bollworm), 3804 nucleotides. RefSeq names its product protein phosphatase methylesterase 1. NCBI's taxonomy places the organism in Eukaryota, Metazoa, Arthropoda, Insecta, Lepidoptera, Noctuidae. Bases 152 to 1381 code for a protein of 409 amino acids. Gene Ontology annotation, molecular function: protein methylesterase activity. Gene Ontology annotation, biological process: protein demethylation. The transcript is spliced from 10 exons. The record is from RefSeq and is a predicted model, not a curated record.